AUGUAUUUUUGCCACGGCUGCCAAAACUUCCACACUGGUAUUGGAGCUUCCGAGCAACUGACUCAGUGCCAAGCGUGUCAGUCCCCUUUAAUUGAGAGAGUAUACAGCCAUGGACAAAUGAAUGAACUCUGUGCUUUAUACGGACUGAGACACAUAACGAUUCAUGAGGACAGUGAAGUGGAUGAAAUUUUGCAUCUCCUUCAGUUUUUGCAGUCAGCUGAAGAAAGGGCCGCACGUCACUCGAGUGCCACAAAUAACGCCAUUGUUGAAGAGCUCAUGCGCACAUUUGUUAGUGCUGCCGAGGAAUCGCGAUCCGAACCACCAGAAGCAAUGGGCCCUUUUUCAUGCCGCAUUUGCCUCGAUUCGGACGAUUUGGAUGAUAUUCAAGUGGCACAACUGCCGUGUCAGCACCGUUAUCACGCAAACUGCAUUCGGUCAUGGCUGCAGAAAAGUUUAGUUUGUCCCUUAUGUCGUGCCUCAGUCCUCCCUGCAUCCACAGCAGACACGAACACCACAGCAUAG
This is a messenger RNA of Trypanosoma brucei brucei TREU927, 522 nucleotides long. RefSeq lists its product as hypothetical. The coding region runs from base 1 to 522 and encodes 173 amino acids. The transcript has a single exon. The record is from RefSeq and is a predicted model, not a curated record. NCBI's taxonomy places the organism in Eukaryota, Euglenozoa, Kinetoplastea, Trypanosomatida, Trypanosomatidae.